This is a messenger RNA of Brachypodium distachyon (stiff brome), 1214 nucleotides long. Its product is annotated as formyltetrahydrofolate deformylase 2, mitochondrial. The transcript has 8 exons. Gene Ontology annotation, molecular function: formyltetrahydrofolate deformylase activity. The record is from RefSeq and is a predicted model, not a curated record. Bases 97 to 1008 code for a protein of 303 amino acids. Lineage: Eukaryota; Viridiplantae; Streptophyta; Magnoliopsida; Poales; Poaceae. Gene Ontology annotation, biological process: 'de novo' IMP biosynthetic process.
AGGGGCUCGGAUUAGAAUAUCGUCGGCGAUGGGCUGGAAGAGUUGGCGCCAUCCUCCUCUGCAGCACCAACAACCCACGCCAGCGCGCACGACGCCAUGCUCUCACUCGCUCGCCGCCCGCUCUCCGCCGCCGUCCCCGUCGGCAACCUCCUCGGAAUCCACCUCUUCCAGUGCCCCGACGCGGUGGGCAUCGUGGCAAAGCUGUCCGAGUGCAUCGCCACCCGCGGCGGCAACAUCCACAGCGUCGACGUCUUCGUCCCCGACGACAAGCCCGUCUUCUACGCCCGCAGUGAGUUUACGUACAACCCAAGGCUCUGGCCGCGCGAUGAGCUUGGCGCCGACUUCCUCCAUUUGUCAAACCACUUCAAGGCACAAAAAUCUACCGUACGAGUGCCUGAUCUUGACCCAAAAUACAAGAUUUCAGUCCUUGCAUCAAAGCAGGACCACUGUUUGUUCGACUUGUUGCAUAGAUGGCAAGAAGGCAGGCUUCCAGUUGACAUUAAUUGUGUGAUAAGCAACCAUGAUCGACCUACAGAUAAUCACGUAAGGCGUUUUCUUCAGAGACAUGGAAUUCCCUAUCAUUACUUACCAACAACUCCUGGGAACAAACGAGAACAAGAGAUACUAGAAUUGAUUGAAGGUACAGAUUUUGUUGUGCUGGCAAGAUAUAUGCAGGUAAUGUCUGAAAGCUUUCUUAAAGCAUAUGGUAAAGAUAUAAUUAACAUUCAUCAUGGACUUCUUCCCUCAUUCAAAGGAGGGAGUCCUUCAAGACAGGCCUUCAAUGCAGGGGUGAAAUUGAUUGGUGCAACUAGCCAUUUUGUUACUCCAGAACUUGAUGCUGGGCCAAUCAUUGAGCAGAUGGUUGAACGAGUUUCUCACAGAGACACAUUACAGAGCUUUGUUGUAAAGUCUGAGAAUCUUGAGAAACAGUGCCUAGCAGAAGCUAUCAAGUCAUACUGCGAGCUCCGUGUGCUACCAUAUGAGCUCAUGAAGACUGUUGUAUUUUAAUUUUUUUGUAAUGGGUUAUUUGAUGUCUAUUAUUUUUCCAAAAUUAGCAAUAAGUUAUUCAUUUAUUAAUAUAUCCACAUUCAGCCAUUAGGUCAGUGCGGUCAAAGUUAUGAGAAUAAAUAGUAUGUAGUACUACAUACUAUUUGUGCAACCAUUCCUUUAGAUAAAAAACUACCUGGCCAAAAAAUAAUUUGAUGUUUAUUGCA